AUGUCUCAAGAAAACCCUUAUGCAAUUAUUAAUGAUGAAACAAAUGAUUGUGUAGAAGAUAAUUUAAAUGAGUAUCUUAAUGAGUUUAAGAAAAGAGAGCAUGUAUACCUUGCAUGUAUAUCUUCCCUGGAAAAGGAAAUAUGUCAGUUCCAUACAUAUUUGAAUGAAUGGAGAAGUAUGCAUAUGUAUGAAGAUGAAGAUGGUAAAUCAUCAAAAGAUAUAAUAAAUAUAAAUUCUCUGAGAAAUAUAUUAAUUGAUCCAUCUAUAAAUUUAGAAAUAAAAGAAUUACGACAAAAAAUAUACGAAAUAACAAGAAAAUGUAAUAUAGCCGAAGAAAAAUUACAAGGAUGCACAUUUGAUGCUCAAGCAACAGCAGGACAAAGACUUAUUAAUAAAUGUAAAAAGUUACAAGAUGAAAAUUAUGAAUUAGGUAAAACAUUAGAAGAAAAUACAUUACAACCAAUAUCAAUACAAAUAAUAAAUUUAAAACAACAAAUAUCUUUUUAUAAAAAUGAAUUAAAAGCAUUAAAGGAAUUAAAUGUAGAUAUCGAUGAAGAUAAUGAAUUAUUAAGUCAGCAAUUAGCAGAUUUAACAAAAAAAUAUACAAAAAUUGCUGAACAAAAUAAUAAAUUAGAAAAAAAAAAUACAAGAUUAAAUAAAUAUAUUAAUAAAUUAAAGUCAAAAUUAAAUAAAUAUGAUUUACCAAUUGAAGAUAAUGUUAAUUAUAAAAAAGGUCAAAAUUAUGAAGAAGAUUAUCGUAGUCAUGAUGAAAAUAUUAUAAAUCAUAGUGGCAGUGAUAACCGUGAAAAUGACAGUAAUUAUGGAAAGGAUUAUAAUAAGGAUAAUUAUAAGGGAGAAUAUAAUGAUGAUGAGUAUUCAUCUACAAAUAUACGAAACAAAAAACACCGAAGCCACAAAUAUAAUGACGUAGGCUCUCAUAGAGGAAUGUCUGAAACAUAUAACUCACGUGAAAGAACAGGCAUGCAUAAUAUGUACGGAAAUGAUGAAGAUUAUGAAAUUAAUGAAUCCAAUUAUAGAGACAGAAAACAUAGUGGUGAUGAAGAAGACUAUACAUAUGAGAAUGAUGAUAAUUAUAGAAAGAGAAGCUCAUAUGAUAGCAGAGAACGGAAGUACAGGAAAACGGAUCGAAGUCAUCACAGAGAUAAGAAACAUGAUAAGUAUAAAAUAAAGAGCAAAGAAAAAAGCAGAAAAGAUAGGACCCGAGAUAGGGAUAGAGAUAAAGAUAAGGAUAGAGAAAGAGAAAGAGAAAGAGAUAGGGAUAGGGAUAGAGAUAGAGUUAGGGAUAAAGAUAGAGAUAGAGAUAGGGAUAGAGACCGAAAUAGAGAAAAAACAAAAGAGAAAGAAAAAGAAAAAGAUAAAAUGAAAAAUAAAUACAAAAGUAAAACCAAAGAAAAAACAAAAGGAAAAGGUAAACGAGAUAGUGAUUAUGAUAAUAGUAAUUAUUCUGAAUCAAAAAAAAAAAAUAUAAAAGAUCGUAAUAGUAAUGAUCAUAGAGAUUUUUCGAGAACAGACAAAGCGGAUCAUUCAAACAUGCCAAAAAACGAUGACACUAAUGACAAAAACAGUGAACACGAUAGAUAUGUGUAUUUAUAUAAAUAA
Molecule: messenger RNA, 1620 nt
Organism: Plasmodium berghei ANKA
Lineage: Eukaryota; Apicomplexa; Aconoidasida; Haemosporida; Plasmodiidae
Product: pre-mRNA-splicing regulator, putative
Exons: 2
Coding region: 1-1620 (539 amino acids)
Biological process (GO): regulation of alternative mRNA splicing, via spliceosome
Cellular component (GO): nucleus
Source: RefSeq, a predicted model, not a curated record